Messenger RNA from Amphibalanus amphitrite, 3128 nucleotides. Its product is annotated as mucin-5AC-like. Bases 69 to 2486 code for a protein of 805 amino acids. The transcript is spliced from 8 exons. Lineage: Eukaryota; Metazoa; Arthropoda; Thecostraca; Balanomorpha; Balanidae. The record is from RefSeq and is a predicted model, not a curated record.
UUUUCCUGUUCUGCCGCCAGGUGUCUCCCCAGUCGACUGCCGAGCCGCCUGCAGUGAUACAGAACGCCAUGGCGACCAAGGACAAGAAACCCUUCAGCUACCUGCCCGUGGGAGGUUUCAGCGCCACGGGGCUCAAUUCUGAACUCAGCAUCUCAGAGCAGCGACUCACUAAAGCUCAGGAGGAGGGAGGCGACGGAACGGACUCUGCUGCGGGUGUUGCCUCUACGUCAGGUGACGACACUCGCGUUGAGUCGGGAAGCGGAAGUGACAUUGGAGUGGGAGAUUCUGCACCUGUAGGUGGCGCCCCUCCCCCUCCGCCCCCACCCCCUCCUCCUCCCCCACCCCCACCCCCAGCCUCCAAUGCCAGUGUCCGAAGCCAGCGUUCAGUUCCCUGGGCUCAGAAUCUAUCCCGUCACCGCGGUACUGACGCAUCACAACCUACAACUACAGCAGCAACUUCAACUGCAAGUGCCCCCAAGGAGAAACCUUCUCAGCGCUGGGGAGCUGCUCCAGUUCCGACAGAGGCGCAGCUUCAGACAGCACUGAGGCAGACAUCAGCCGGAGAGACUCUACGCAGGGAGGCUGCGGCUGCGGCUGCUGUUAUUUUGGCACGGACGGCGGCAGAAGAAGCGACGCAGAAAGAGGCUCAGAGAGAGACGCAGAAAGAGACGACGCCGACGACUCGGAUGGUUCCCGCACCGGCAUCAUCGCUGCAGCCGACGCAGCCGAUGGUGAAGGCGAAAGCAGCGACGCUGCAGCGUCGGGUAGGACCCGCGUCGUCUUCAUUCGAUGGAGAGAUGAAAGCUGGAGGAUUGUCGCAGAGGAACAACACGCUUCCGAGGCAAAUGAAACUAUCCAAUCAGCAUGACUCACAGGGACGGCAGGGAAAAAUGACAGCGGCUGGACAGAAGAAUGUCGCCUCGAAGCAGACUCCGCCCGUUUCUGCGUCAACUCAACCUAGCUGGACUGUGAAUUCUGCUGCCACUCCCACAAACUCUCAGCCGAAUGGCAGAGGCGGAAGGCAGUCGACCUCACCGUCCGCUGAUGCGCAGGUGGCGCCACCAGCUGCAGCGGUCACUGGACAGGUGGCGCAGCUAUCGCAGCGCUGGCCGCCGGCCGCUGCGGGUCAGGCCAGCCGAUCGUCGCCCCCUAAGGCGGAUCAGGUUGUCCUGAACCAGACUGCUGUGAAGCAAACGAAACAGAAAAACGCCAGCCAAAAUCAGCGAGGUGUGCAGAAGACUGAAGCCUCGUCAACUACAGCCAAACAGACCUCAGCUGUUCAACCCGCUUCGAGCCACGUAGCCGCUACCCAGGCACCCACGGGCCACGCAGCCACAAAUGGCCACUCUGUACCCCACCAGGUCCCUCUCUCCCAGUCAGCUCUAGCCGCUCUGCAGCAGAACGCCGACCAGACAGCAGUGAAGAUCGCCGCCCAUCCUCCGUGGAGAGUCACCAAAGGCAGUGGUAGUGCUGCCUCGGGAGCAUCGGCACCCGCCGCGACCCCGACCCCUGCUGUGGCUUCGGGUCAGACUUCGGCUUCGGCGCGCGGUCAGCUUUACAUCCCGCCCGUCUCAAAGCCAGCGUCGGCGGCAGAAGCGCUGGCCUCGCCUCCGCCACGCGCCUCGGCUGCGGCGCCCUCCUGGCGGCAGGUGCGACCGGCAGGUCAGGCGGGGUCAGCGACAGUGACCUCGGCUCCCGCGGCGGCUCACACGGGUGGAACGCUGAGGUCUCAGACUAAGGCACGGCCGGCCGGCGGGCAGCAGCAGCAGCAGCAGCAGCAGCAGCAACAGCAGCAAAUUCCUAUGGCUGUCAUGACGUCGCGUACAACUACAAUCCCCCUACAGAUGAGAAUGGGACCGGACGGAAAGCCCCAAAUCAGCAUCGGCGGACGUCCACUGAAGGUCACUGACGAGGGUGUACAGUUCCCCGUGGAGUUGUUCUUCCCGCCAAACGGCGGACAGCAGAACGGGACCAGAAGCAGCUUGGAGCAAAAGAAGAAGCUGCCAACACCUUCGACUGGUCAACCGAAGCCAGUCCGUCGCCAUUCGUCCGGUCCCGUCCCCGUAGACUCGGCAGGUGACCCGAUACCAUCCAUGAGGAGCGUGCAACUCUCAGAGGAAGACAGACAACUGAUGGCAGCCUUCAGACAGAGUGUCGAUGGUGACGCCUCGCUGCACUCAGAGUCGGACCCCCGCUAUCGAGGCGGACACAUCCCUUCUCGAACGUUCCGUCUGCUGCAGGCCGCUACCGGCGAGACUGGACCGGUUUCGGGCGGCAGAGUCCACGCUGAAAGGAUCGGAGGGCCCGGACCCGCCAGAGCUGUCCUUAUCAACAUGAGGUCUGGCAGACCAGGCACUGGAAUCAGCAGCCCGGCGGCGCGAAGUCCUCUAUCUGGGGCCCCUCUAACGACGAGAAAGUAUGUGCCGACCACCGGUACACGCACCUUCAGAGGCUCAACUUCGACCUCCGAACAGCUCGAGUCGUGAUGGACGACAGAUGAGCAUCAUAAAACAAGAAGGCGCUUUUGUAAAUGCAAACUCAAACAACAGUUCGUGACAGCUUGUGCAUAGUUAUUCGGUUUGACUCAAGCUGAUAUCAGUUUGUCUGAACAGCUCAGCAUUAGAGAAAGGCCAGUUUGUCUUUUUUUCUUUGCAUCGUGUAAUCACACAUAUGAUAUUUCGAUAAAUUUCAUUGAAAAGUCGCAGUGUUGCGCGCUACUCACGUGUUGUGUGUUUGUUUCGUUCUGUUCUGGUGUAUGUGAGAUUGCAUGUAUGUAUGCUCGCAUAUAUACGACUGUAAGUUGUGCCCAAGGCAGCAUUGAGCACCGAUAACAAACUGCUAUUAUGUUCCGAAAAUAUUGCACUGCUUCGACUUUUUAACGGGUGUGAUCAUGCAUAUAUCCUACCUGUUCGGACUGUUAGUUUGAUGAACAUAAGCAAGUAAACUCGAAUUGCAGCAUUAAGUUAUACCCGUACUGCUCUGUUUUGGGGGUAUUUUCCAACAAACGAUAUUGUUGAGCUCUGUUCUUAGCUCAUUGAACCUGUUGACGUUAAAAAGAUGCCAGCGCAAGCUUAUUGCAUUGCAAUGAUUUGGUAAAUGGCGGUGAAAUAUAGACGCAUGUGGCUAUU